AUGCAGCGCCUCGCCCUCUUGUUCGUGUGUCUGCUCGGCUCUGCCGUGGCCUUGCCGGCCCGCACCAGGCUCUGGAGCAGGGGCAACAGCCGCAUCAUCGGAGGAAGCAACGCCAACAUCGCCAACUACCCGUGGCAGCUGUCCUUCCAGUAUGGCGGUUCGCACAUCUGCGGAGCCUCCAUCAUCAGCUCCACGUGGGCGCUGACGGCCGCUCACUGUGUGGACGGCAUGAGCCUCCUGCUGAUGACUUUCAGAGCCGGAUCGUCUAUUCGUGGAAGCGGUGGCACCGUCCUGAGGGCCUCCUCUGGCUACAUGCACGCAUCGUACGACAGCGACACGGUGGACUACGACGUUGCCGUCGUUCAGGUGUCUGGAUCCCUGCUCGGUACGAACGCCCAGGCCGUCAGCCUCCCAUCCGACGGCUACGACCCCGCCGGAGGCCUGGCCGUGACCGUCACUGGCUGGGGAUCCACGUACACAAACGGCCCGGCCCCGAGCAACCUGCAGAAGCUGGACAUCAGCAUCGUGGCGCGCUCCACCUGCCAGAGCAUCUUCGCCAACGUGAACACCGUGACGGCCCGCAUGGUGUGCGCCGGCAGCGCAGGCCAGAGCGUGUGCAGCGGAGACUCGGGCGGCCCCCUGGUCAGCGGCAGCACGCAGGUGGGCAUCGUCUCCUGGGGGGUCAGCCCCUGCGAGGCCAGCCCUGGCGUCUACGCCAACGUCGGAAACCUGCGCUCCUGGAUCCGCUCUGCAGCAGGCGUCUAA
Messenger RNA from Schistocerca piceifrons (Central American locust), 765 nucleotides. RefSeq names its product trypsin delta-like. The transcript is spliced from 2 exons. Gene Ontology annotation, molecular function: serine-type endopeptidase activity. The coding region runs from base 1 to 765 and encodes 254 amino acids. Gene Ontology annotation, biological process: proteolysis. NCBI's taxonomy places the organism in Eukaryota, Metazoa, Arthropoda, Insecta, Orthoptera, Acrididae. The record is from RefSeq and is a predicted model, not a curated record.